AUGAAGCUGGACGACAUUUUAAUACAACUAGGAGAAUUCGGAUUAUAUCAGAAGUAUUUGUAUUCCAUGAUAUGUUGGACUUCUGUUUACUGUGGUAUUUAUGCUUUGAUGUCCGUGAUAUUUCUCAACACACCUGAUCACAGAUGUAAAAUACCAGGCCUUCAGAAUGACACGUAUGGUAUAUACAAUGCCUAUCACGAGAACCUUGUUAACAACUACAUACCUCCUCCGUCGGAUGAUGCAACCGACGACUACGACCGGUGUCAUCUGUACUCGUUUGACUACAAUGACGUCAUGUUCGACAACUCCGGCAGACCAAUUAAUGCUUCUCUUGUUGAAUGUACAGACUGGGUAUAUAGUGACUCCGUGUUUAAAGAGACAUUUACCUCGAAGUUCAACAUAGUAUGUGGUGAAAAGCAUCUGACUUCAUUUAUCAAGUCCCUGUUCUUUGCCGGGAAACUCGUCGGUGCUAUUGUUUUCGGCAAUCUCUCAGAUGCAUUUGGACGUAAAACUGCAUUUUAUAUUGCACUGGUUUCGAUGUUCGGACUGACGUUCGGAAUGUCUUGGUCAUCCUCCUACAUAGUGUUCGGUGUCAUCCUAACCGCCAUUGGCGCCACGACACAGGGGGUCUUCCCAGUCGGAUUUGUCCUUGGUGUGGAGUUGGUCGGGCCAUCCAAACGACAGUAUGCUGGAAUAGUUAUAGACUUCUUCUUUUCUUUGGGUUUGAUGUUCCUGGCCGGUGUCAGCUACUUCGCCAGACAUUGGUUCUAUAUCAGUAUCAUUUGUUCAGCACCAGCUGCACUCUUCAUUCUCUACUGGUGGCUAAUUCCUGAAUCACCACGUUGGCUGAUAAGUAAGCAGAAAUACGAAGAGGCCAACACAGUUCUACAGAAGGCAGCUAAGAUCAACAAAGUGGUAAUAGAAAAGAAUCUGUUCGAGAAGGAGAUAGAAAACCGAAAAACUGAACCAGUCGGAAGGAUAUGGCAGCUUUUCUCUACCUGGGUCAUGUUAUUAAGGACGCUCGUCAUUAUGUUUAAUUGGUGCAUAGUAAGCAUGAUGUACUACGGACUGUCUUUAAAUGCUGGUAAUCUCGGAGGAGAUUUCUACUUGAACAUGUUUUUAUCGGGGCUGGUAGAAAUUCCAGCUAAUGCCAUGGCCCUACUUUUAGUGGAUCGCAUCGGCCGCCAAAAAGUCUACUGUUUGAGCAUGUUACUUGGCGGUUGUGCAUGUGCGUCGACAAUAAUUCCCAUUCUGAUCGAUGAAAUAGAAAACCAGGCUAUUAUCACAGCACUUGCCAUGAUUGGUAAGUUUGGAGCUACUGCAGCUUUCAGCACCAUCUACUUUUUUUCGGCGGAGUUAUUUCCAACUGUUGUUAGGAAUGCAGGGAUGGGUGCAAGUUCUUGCGCCGGAAGAAUAGGGGGAAUCGUUGCACCAUACAUAGCAGACUCAGUAAGAGGAAUGGUUGGUAAAGUGUUUCCAUUAGGGAUAUUUGGAUUGCUGGCCAUAACUGCGGGACUGUCAUCCUUAUAUUUACCAGAAACUCUGAACAAACCGCUACCAGAAACAAUUGAAGAUGGCAAACGGUUUGGAAAGUGUAAAAUCCCAGGCUUGGAGAACGAUACAUACGAUAUACAGAAUGCCAAUCACCAGGACCUUGUCAACAGCUACAUACCUCCCCCAUCGGGUGAUGGCACGCACGAAUAUGAUCAGUGCCACCUGUACUCAAUAGAUUACAAUGAUGUCAAGUUCGACAACUCCAGCAGACCAAUAUAUGCUUCUCUUUUCAACAUCGUCUGCUCGGAUACACAUCUUAUUCCAUUGGUUAAGUCAUUGUACAUUGUUGGGAAGUUCAUCGGAGCCGUUCUGUUUGGAAAUCUGUCUGAUGCAAUUGGACGUAAAACUACAUAUUGUGUCGCACUGAUGUCGAUGUUCGGACUAACGUUCGUAAUGUCCUGGUCCUCCUCCUACAUCAUGUAUGCUGUCAUUUUGACGGCCGUUGGUGCCGUGGCACAGGGAAUCAUUCCAGUCGGAAUGGUCCUUAGUAAGAUGUCUUCGGAAAUAUUAUAG
This is a messenger RNA of Pecten maximus, 2067 nucleotides long. RefSeq names its product organic cation transporter protein-like. Gene Ontology annotation, molecular function: transmembrane transporter activity. NCBI's taxonomy places the organism in Eukaryota, Metazoa, Mollusca, Bivalvia, Pectinida, Pectinidae. Bases 1 to 2067 code for a protein of 688 amino acids. The transcript is spliced from 12 exons. Gene Ontology annotation, biological process: transmembrane transport. Gene Ontology annotation, cellular component: membrane. The record is from RefSeq and is a predicted model, not a curated record.